AUGAAGGCUUGCAGAACCGUCACCCAAGCCCGCGCGUCUCUUACAGCGCAGAGAUGCUCCUCCUCCGCCGCACGCCAGCAAUGGCGUCGCCAUGCCAGCGGAGGCCCUCGCCGUCCGGGGCAGAAGUCUCUACUCGGGAAGCUCGUCCCAUUGGCUCUCACGGCGGGAGUCGGUGGUGGUCUCUACUACCUGGACGACUCGAUGAACGGCCCCAUCAAGCAGCUGCUCAGCGGCGAGAGUAAGGACGCCGAUGCCCGCAAGCCAAAGUACCAGCAAGCAGAGAUCGAGUUUGAGAAGUCGAGGAAGCAGUCGCAGUCCGGAUCCAAGGAGGAGAACCGCGACCUCAUCAGCUCUCAGCACCUCCAGGUCAAGAAGAGCUGGGAGAACCCCGGCGUCUACGCCUGGGGCUCCAACGUGGGCAAGGUCAUCGACCCCAAGGCCAAGGAGAGCGUCGUCAAGCUCCCGCGGAGGAUUCCUUACUUUGACGGGAAGCUGUUGAGGGAUCUUAAGCUGACACAGGAUUUCGGCGCUGCCGUUACGGAAAAGGGCGACAUUGUGCAGUGGGGACUGGGCUUUUCAAAGACGGACCCCUCACCUGUCGAGACGCUCAAGGGCAAGGACAUUUCCAAGAUUACAGUUUCCAGCGACCGCAUCAUCGCUCUCUCAGCAAAUGGAUCGGUAUACUCACUCCCGGCGGCCCGCAAUGACCAAGAGUCCGGCGCCAAGCUGGAGCCGCAGUCAAAGUCGUCGUCCUGGAUCCCCUUCUGGAGCUCCAGCGGCCCCGAGACCGUCAACUUCAGAAUCCUGACGCCAAAGUCGCUCAGCCGCGGUGAGAAGGUCACGGACGUCAAGAGCGGUCUGCAGCACUGCCUGCUGCUGACGUCCAAGGGACGUGUCUUCUCCGCCGCCGCCAGCACCUCCGAGUUCCCGUCCAACGGCCAGAUGGGCAUCCCCGGCCUCAGCUGGACAUCCCGCCCCGCCGGCCCGUACGACCAGGCGCACGAAAUCACCGGCCUGUCCGGGUUCAAGAUCGCCAAGAUCGCCGCCGGCGACCUCCACUCUGCGGCCCUGGACAAGGACGGCAAGCUCUUCACCUUUGGCGACAACACCUACGGCCAGCUCGGACUGCCCGCAGAGGCCAUCUACCAGAGGAUCGACGUGCCCUCCCUCCUGCCCACCGCCAAGCUCUACGCCAACAGCGGCAUGAUCCCCAAGAUCACCUCCGUCGCCGCCGGCGGCAUGAACACCUUCUUCACCGUCGACGCCGCGGAAGCCGGUGGCAUCCAGACCACCGCCACCACCGGCGACCUCGCUCCGGCGCGCCGCAUGCCCCGCAUCGCAGCCGACCUCUGGGCCUGCGGUCAGGGCGUCUACGGCUCCCUCGGCACGGGCAAGUGGACGCACGUCACGCCGGGCCCGGCCAAGGUCAAGGCGCUCUCCUCGCUCUUCGAGUUCGACGAGCAGGCGAACCGCAUGUGCCCGAUCCGGCUGCACAACAUCUCGGUCGGCAGCACGCACGUGUCGGCGACGAUGGACAACGUCACGCGCGUGGGCGCCGGGGCGCGCGGCUCCGAGAACGACACCAACUGGGGCGCCGACGUGCUCUUCUGGGGCGGCAACGAGCACUACCAGCUCGGCACGGGCAAGCGCAACAACCUCAACGCGCCGGGCUACAUCGGCGCGCUGGACGGCGGCGCGGGCGACGCGCUCAUGGGCCGCGGCGGCGAGACGCACCGGUUCCAGCUGACGCCCCGGCAGACGGUGCGCCUGGGCGAGGACGGCAAGGGCAGGAAGGUGAGCUUGGAGCAGCGGGUGGAGUGUGGGCGGUUCGUGACGGCCGUGUACUCGGGCGUGUAA
Colletotrichum chrysophilum is the source of this 1857-nucleotide messenger RNA. RefSeq lists its product as uncharacterized. The record is from RefSeq and is a predicted model, not a curated record. The transcript has a single exon. Gene Ontology annotation, biological process: mitochondrial respiratory chain complex III assembly. Gene Ontology annotation, cellular component: mitochondrial inner membrane. NCBI's taxonomy places the organism in Eukaryota, Fungi, Ascomycota, Sordariomycetes, Glomerellales, Glomerellaceae. Bases 1 to 1857 code for a protein of 618 amino acids.